AUGGGUUUAGAUCAUCUAGAUCUGUAUUUAAACGAAACAUUACAGAUCCCAGCUCAAACUCAGCCCAUCGGAUCCGAUGGGGAAUUCGUCGGAAGUUCCCGGAAACCUAACCACAGGAUUCCGACAGGCGGCUCUAGAUGUUGGAAAGUGUUGGAUUCUCCAGAAUUCCGCAGUAUCGUGAUCAUUCCGACAUUCAGAACCGCCUAUCGGAAUCCUGUGGUUAGGACGCCGGCAAACUCCGACGGAAUCCCAUCGGAUCCGAUAAAAUCCAGUUAUUUUUCCGAUGUAAUUCUAUAUAACCCGACACGAUCCGCCAGUCGGAUUGAAUCACCUGGGGAAGCAAAAAGGCGUUGUACCAGAAUUAGAAAGCCUCCUGAACUGAAAUCUGCGACUUUGAUCGUGUUUAAUACAACAUAUACGCAAUAUUUUCUUUAUGAAAACGUGAUAGAGGAAGAAAAGUGA
Adineta ricciae is the source of this 462-nucleotide messenger RNA. The record is from the annotation of a GenBank genome assembly. NCBI's taxonomy places the organism in Eukaryota, Metazoa, Rotifera, Eurotatoria, Adinetida, Adinetidae.